AAACUGCCAAACUGCGGUCACCGUUCACCGGAUUCACCGGUUCAAAGCGGUGCUGGAACGAAAGAAAAGUACGUGCACGCAUAAACCGCACCCGAGCUCUCGCCGGUGUCCUCCGCGCCAGGCAGGACAAAACGACUGAAGGAUAAACUUUGCGAGAACCGGACCGUUAUUCCGGUCGGCUAAAUAAACAGACUUCGCAAGGAAACGGAAGGAGGAGGAAUACAACGGUUACUCCAAUCGGAAAAACGCCCCCUCUGGAGACAAUUUUCGGAAAAGUUACCAUACUCACCACGACCGCUGCCGCCUGCUCGCGCGUCGUCCUCGUCGCUAUCCUUGCAGCUAAAGGAAAGCUCUUUCGACCUGAACUACGAGGAAACAUAAUAAAGUGGGGAAAACAAAGUUUUCCUCAGUUGGACUUUGCUUGUUUGCACCAAUUUCCCAUCAGAGUUUAGCUUCCUAUUCCCCGAUCUGGACUAGGACAGCAGAGAGGAAAAAAACCGGAAAAUCACUCCACGUUUUCCUAGCUCAAGCUUCCUUUUUUUCUGUCAUUUCGUCAAACCCUACCAUCCCUCCCUCACCUUCUCGGCAGCGAUGGUGACAAUGUUGAUGAUGACGAUGGGAGGCACCAGGGUGAGAAGCGAAUGUUUGAAGAUUAAAUACAGCGAAAUGGAAAAGUGACAAAAAGUGAAGUUGUUAACAACCCGUUGUCAACGAAGUGACGGCUGCAGUGGGCCACUAGCGCAGCCGCGAGUGGGAGUGUGUUCUGGGAACGGGGUUUUCUGUUCUUGUUGGAAAAGUGAAGAUAAAUAUCAAUUGCCUAGCUACACGACGACGCGCGUUGCGAGUUGAGAGCUGGGAAAAAAAAGUUAUCAUUACUCAUCGGGGAGUGCAAGAGCGUAGGAUGUGUGGGUGCGUCGCCAUCGUACGGUAGAUGUGUUUGUGAAGAGAAGAGAAGAGCUUGUCGUUUUUGUUACCUCAACUAGAUCCAAAAGUCAACAAUGGUGCUGCGAAAAAGUUCCACCAUCGGUUGUGCUGGCGGAUGCCACUGGGUGCUGCUGGGAUUACUGCUGCUGAUGUGUUCAGAGCUCACCUGCGGCAACAAUAGGGUAGACGAUUAUCAGAGUCAAAAAGGCGAACUGGUCGGAGCGUCACGCAAGUUCCGGACCGACUUUCUCCAGGAGUGGCCAACGCCGGGAACUGGGCCUUACUUCGAUACCACUUCGAUUCCCUCCAACAUCACCGGGCUGGUCGGCAAGACGGUGCUACUGAUCUGCAAAGUCAAGAACCUGGGCAACCGAACGGUGUCCUGGGUUCGCCAUCGAGACAUCCACCUGCUAACAGUCGGUCGGUACACGUACACCUCGGAUCAACGCUUCGAAGCCAUGCACUCUCCGCACACCGAGGAGUGGACCCUGCGGAUACGAUACGCCCAGCGUAAGGAUUCCGGUAUCUACGAGUGCCAGAUUUCCACCACACCUCCCAUCGGACACUUUGUCUAUCUUACGGUUGUAGAACCAGUGACAGAGAUUAAUGGCGGGCCUGAUUUAUUUAUCAAUAAAGGCUCGACGAUAAAUCUCACCUGCAUCGUCAAGUACGCCCCGGAGCCACCGCCGGCCGUGAUCUGGAAGCACAAUCGGGACGACAUCAACUUUGAUUCACCCCGGGGCGGAAUCUCGCUGGUGACGGAGAAAGGUGUGCUGACCAGCAGCCGAUUGCUGGUGCAGAAAGCGAUAGCCAGCGAUUCCGGGCUGUACACGUGUGAACCCUCCAAUGCCAAUCCGGCCUCGGUCCGGGUGCACAUACUGAAUGAACACCCAGCGGCCAUGCAUCACGGCAUGUCGACCAUCCUGGCCGGUCCGAGCUUAGUGGCGUUCGUGCUGUCAUGUCUGCUGCUGUACUACCAUCACAGCAUCCGGUGGAAGCAUCCGCUGACGUAGUAAUCUAUCUAUCUGUGUCUAUCUCCACCGUCGGGACAUCGAGCGGCCGACAGAAAUCUUUUACUCUAUCUAUCGAUCUCUCAUUCACUGUCACAGAGGCAAACCAAAAACCACAUAAACACACACCCACACACACACUCAACCAAGCGUAUAUCCAUACCAAACCCUCACAGAGAUGUCACAAAGAGGUCAUUCUUUUGUACAGUCACCACUAUUUAAUACUACAUUAUCUAAGAGAAUGAGCAGCAGAGCAACUAGUAGGAAAUAAAGGCGAGACAGAACGCAGAGAACGGAAUUUUUCACAUGUUAAGCACUAAAAAAAAAUCGUGUCAAAAGCAAGCAGAAGAAGAAAAAAAAAUCGAUAACAAAAAAUCGUCUAGUUCAGAACAUUUAGGUUAAAUAUGUGAAGCAAAGAUUUUUUAUAUAAAUGUACAUUCCAACCAAAACAAACAAAAGAGUCGAAAUGGGGAAGCACGUGUACGAGCGAGAGGGUGUCCGUAAUUCGUUUUCCAGUUUUUAAUCAGUUGUGAAAUCGAAUGACUACAUUGCUAAACAAUAGGUAUUUAUAUGAAUAAACAAAGCCGAUAGGUUGAAUUUAUUAAUUAAAUUUAAAUCAUCAACACAAAGCGAAAGGCAAUGGAUGAAACGUGAAAGCGUGGCGAGGUGGGGAAACAAUAAUAAUUGAAUGGUGACCGACCGGACUUGACUUUGGUGGGAGCGUGGAUGCAUCGGGCGACGCGGAUCGGCGUGAAAAUUGCUUUUAAGCUUGGGAUGAUAAUGUUGUUAGAUAUGGCAUUUUUUUUUUAUUAAAUUCCAUUGUAG
This is a messenger RNA of Ochlerotatus camptorhynchus, 2759 nucleotides long. Its product is annotated as zwei Ig domain protein zig-8-like. The transcript has 8 exons. Lineage: Eukaryota; Metazoa; Arthropoda; Insecta; Diptera; Culicidae. The coding region runs from base 999 to 1937 and encodes 312 amino acids. The record is from RefSeq and is a predicted model, not a curated record. Gene Ontology annotation, cellular component: neuron projection membrane. Gene Ontology annotation, biological process: synapse organization.